Messenger RNA from Melampsora larici-populina 98AG31, 804 nucleotides. RefSeq lists its product as uncharacterized. The transcript has 3 exons. Bases 1 to 804 code for a protein of 267 amino acids. The record is from RefSeq and is a predicted model, not a curated record. NCBI's taxonomy places the organism in Eukaryota, Fungi, Basidiomycota, Pucciniomycetes, Pucciniales, Melampsoraceae.
AUGAUCAACUCGAUCAACUCCAUUCAAAAACAAAAACAAGGUCUUGGUGCUAUACCUAUUACUGGAUCUACUUCGGGCCAACCAUCUUCUACAGUUUUAGGUGGUAAGCAUAUCGGUCUAAGUAAUGCCGAAGUGGAUGAUGAGAUUGAUUCGGGAAAUCAGAGUCAAAGUCUUGGAGCGGUCUUUACAUGGUUAAGUCCAGUGAAUGGUGAUGAAUCAUUGGAAUCGAAACAUCAUUGGAUCACUAUCACACCUCAUGAGAUGAUACCAGUGGAGAUCAUCUCUAGAAGCUUACCGGUUCAUAAUCUCGAACCUGAAAUCCCAAGUUCCAACCCAACAAGAUCAUCGAUCAUGAUCAAGAAUGAUAUAGACGGACUUGUAUUUGAGUCACCUAUCAGUUCGACUCGAUCGAUGUCACCUAAUUAUCAAUGGGAUCAUAUUCAAACCAUUCCUGCCAUGUCAUUUGUGAUGGCAUCAAAACGAGAUAUAAGAUUAAGUUGUUAUACAGAAGAUCAAACGAUCAUCUUUGAAGACUCACGUGUAUCCAUGGAGGAUGAAGGUAAACAACAGAUUGGAAAUAUGAUGAUUUAUUAUCAUUCGAAACAUUCAAAACCAAUUCAAUCAGAUCAAUCUGUUAUUAAACUGAAUCAAACCCCAUGUGGAUCUUUGAUUGGAGUGAUCGGUUUAAGAAAUCAUCAUCAAGAUCAUUCAAAUGGUUUAAUCAUGAUUGAUUAUAAAUUUUUAAAUCAAACUUCAUUAUUCAUUAUUCACCAUUCAAAUGAAAUCAUGAAUGAAAAGAUGUAA